AUAUAUAUGAAAAUACAAUGAAUACAUUGAGUUCCAACCCUCCUGAAAGUGAUUCAACAAGAAUCAUGAAGCCUCUUGAUUUAGAAGAAUUCAAAAGACAAGGCUACAUGAUGAUUGAUUUCCUUGCAGAUUACUACAAAAACAUUGAAAAUUUGAAUGUUUUAAGUAAUGUAGAACCUGGUUAUCUUAAAAAAAGAUUGCCAUCUUCAGCUCCAUUUCAACCCGAAUCGAUUGAAUCGAUACUCGAAGAUGUUAAAAAACAUAUAAUUCCUGGUAUCACACAUUGGAUGAGUCCUAACUAUUAUGCAUACUUUCCUAGUAGUGGUAGCAUAGCAGGGUUUAUAGGAGAAAUGUUAAGCACUGGAUUCAAUGUUGUUGGAUUCAAUUGGUUGUCAUCACCAGCUGCAACUGAGCUUGAAACUAUUGUUAUGGAUUGGCUUGGAAAAAUGUUAAAGUUACCAAAAAGUUUCAUUUUUUCAUCUUGUAAUGAAGGUGGUGGUGGUGUUUUGUUAGGGACAACUUGUGAGGCUAUUUUGUGUACCCUUGUGGCUGCAAGAGACAAAAAACUUUCUCAAAUUGGAAAAGAAAAUAUUGGAAAACUUGUUGUGUAUUGUUCUGACCAAACACAUAGUGCACUUCAAAAAGCAACUCAAAUUGCUGGAAUUGAUUCAAAAAAUUUAAGAGUUAUUAAAACAAAGAAGUCAAAUUUAUAUGCUAUGUCCCCUGCUUCAUUAAUUUCAACAAUUCUUUUAGAUGUGGAAAAUGGUUUGGUUCCUUGUUUCUUAUGUGCUACUAUUGGCACAACUUCAACAAAUGCUACUGAUCCUAUAAGUUUAUUGUGUAAUGUUGCAAAAGAUUAUGAUAUUUGGGUUCAUGUUGAUGCUGCUUAUGCAGGUCCAAUUUGUAUUUGUCCUGAAUUUAGACAUUACAUUGAUGGAAUUGAAGAGGUAAAUUCUUUUAGCUUUAAUGCACAUAAAUGGUUUUUGACUAAUUUAGCAUGUUGUUGUCUUUGGGUUAAAGAUCACAAUUCUUUAACAUCAUCACUUUCAACAUAUCCUGAAUAUUUGAGGAACAAGAAUUCUGAUUCAAAGAUAGUAGUUGAUUACAAAGAUUGGCAAAUACCUCUUAGUAGAAAAUUCAAUGCACUCAAAUUAUGGAUUGUUAUUCGAAGCUACGGUGUCGAAAAUCUCAUGAAUUUUUUAAGAAAUCAUGUGAAAAUGGCAAAAAUAUUUGAAGGACUAGUGAGAAAGGAUGGGAGGUUUGAUAUUUUUGUGCCAACAAAAUUCUCUUUGGUUUGCUUUAGGAUUUCUCCAUUAGCAAUUAUUAAUAGUAAUGGUAAUGAAGGUUGCUAUAAUGGAAAAAUUAUAAAUGAUGAAUAUUUGGUGAAUGAAUUGAAUCAUAAAUUGCUGAAUUCAAUUAAUAGUUCUGGCAAAGUUUACAUGACUCAUGGGAAAGUUGGAGUUUUUUUUAUUAGAUGUGCUAUUGGUUCAACCUUAACAGAGGAACAUCAUGUCACUAUGGCAUGGAAAUUGGUGCAAGAACAUGCAAAUUCUAUAUUAGGAUUUCAAGGUAAAAGGUUGGAGAACAAUGGAGCUUCUAAAACUCAUAGUGGAUGAAGACAGUGUUUAAAAACUUCUCAGUGUUUUCUCAAACUGCUUAUUUUCUCUCUCCGUUACAUCUUCAUCUUAAUUUGGCACAAACAAAUCUUGCAAUCAUGUGGUGAUUUCAUCACAAAAUAAAUGUCAAGAUGGUUUCAUACGAUUAGUCUAAUUAUUUAUUAAUAAUGUCUACCAGCAAAGUGUUAGUGUUAGAUAAUUCUUAUUACCUUCUAAAGGUUAUUUCAAAUGUAAUUUCAAUUUUUACGGUAGACAAAUAUGGAUUUUGUAUUACUUUUAAUAAUAAUAUUUGUUCCAUUUAUCAUAA
Molecule: messenger RNA, 1923 nt
Organism: Cicer arietinum (chickpea)
Lineage: Eukaryota; Viridiplantae; Streptophyta; Magnoliopsida; Fabales; Fabaceae
Product: tyrosine decarboxylase-like
Biological process (GO): carboxylic acid metabolic process; amino acid metabolic process
Cellular component (GO): cytoplasm
Molecular function (GO): carboxy-lyase activity; pyridoxal phosphate binding
Source: RefSeq, a predicted model, not a curated record